Drosophila willistoni is the source of this 9232-nucleotide messenger RNA. It is a transcript of the gene N, whose product is annotated as neurogenic locus Notch protein. NCBI's taxonomy places the organism in Eukaryota, Metazoa, Arthropoda, Insecta, Diptera, Drosophilidae. The transcript has 9 exons. Gene Ontology annotation, biological process: regulation of developmental process; Notch signaling pathway; multicellular organism development. Gene Ontology annotation, cellular component: membrane. The record is from RefSeq and is a predicted model, not a curated record. The coding region runs from base 160 to 8232 and encodes 2690 amino acids. Gene Ontology annotation, molecular function: calcium ion binding; protein binding.
AACAAAACAACAACAACAACAACAAAAAAUUUAAAAAUCGAAAACAAUUUCGAUCGAUAAAGUGGAUUACCUACAGCAAUGCAAUUUAAUUGGCACCGCCAAUCCCCUCCACCACAUAGAAAUCGGAAUAACAAUCGGAUUCGGAUUUGGAUUAACAAAAUGAUGGCUCUGCCAAUAUUGAUGCUGCUGCUUAUGUUGCAAGCAACUAGCAGCAGUGUUCAAGCAACGGAAACCUCCGUCGUGCUGGCCACCGUAUCCUGCACAACCUUGGGCUGCAAAAAUGGUGGCACUUGCAUAACGCACACAAAUGGCAAAUCCUAUUGCAAUUGCGAUGCACGUUACGUUGGUGACUACUGCGAACAUCGAAAUCCUUGCUUGACCAUGGGCCAUGGACGUUGCCAAAAUGGCGGCACCUGUCAGGUGGCAUUUCGCAACGGCCGACCCGGCAUCUCGUGCCAAUGUCCAUUGGGUUUUGGUGAAUCGUUAUGCGAGAUAGCCGUGGCGAAUGCAUGUGAUCAUACGCGCUGCUUUAACGGUGGCACAUGUCAACUGAAAACAUUGCAGGAAUACACUUGUGCCUGUGCCAAUGGCUACACGGGUGAGCACUGUGAAACGCAAAAUCUGUGCGCCAGUUCGCCGUGUCGCAAUGGCGGCACCUGCUCAGCACUGGCCGGCAGCAGCAGCUUCAGUUGCAAAUGCCCACCUGGAUUCACGGGUCACACUUGCUCGGAAGAUGUCGAGGAAUGCCAAUCGAAUCCCUGCCAGUAUGGUGGCACUUGCCUCAAUACCCAUGGCUCUUACAAAUGCAUGUGUCCAGCUGGUUAUACGGGCAAGGAUUGUGAUACCAAGUAUAAACCGUGCUCACCAUCACCAUGUCAAAAUGGUGGCACUUGCCGUGCCAAUGGUCUGACCUACGAUUGCAAAUGUCCCAGAGGAUUCGAAGGAAAGAAUUGUGAACAGAAUAUCGAUGAUUGUCCAGGUAAUCUUUGUCAAAACGGUGGCACCUGUGUCGAUGGCAUUUACGACUAUCGUUGCAAUUGUCCGCCAAAUUUCACGGGCCGUUAUUGCGAGGAUGAUGUGGACGAGUGUGCGAUGCGGCCGUCGGUUUGCCAAAAUGGAGCGACAUGCACGAACACGCACGGCUCGUACAGUUGCAUCUGUGUGAACGGAUGGACAGGAAGCGAUUGCAGUGUCAAUAUCGAUGAUUGUGUCCAGGCGGCAUGUUUCAAUGGGGCCACCUGUAUUGAUGGUGUUGGGAGUUUCUAUUGCCGCUGUACCCCCGGUAAAACGGGUCUAUUGUGCCAUUUGGAAGAUGCCUGCACCUCGAAUCCCUGCCAUGCGGAUGCCCUCUGCGAUACCAGCCCGAUAAAUGGAUCAUAUGCUUGCUCAUGCGCCACCGGUUAUAAGGGCGGAGACUGCUCUGAAGAUAUUGAUGAAUGUGAUCAGGGAUCGCCGUGCGAGCACAAUGGCAUCUGCGUGAAUACUCCGGGCAGCUUCAUGUGCAAUUGCUCGCAGGGAUUUACGGGUCCACGCUGUGAGACGAACAUCAACGAAUGUGAAUCGCAUCCGUGUCAAAAUGAGGGCAGUUGUCUGGACGAUCCGGGUACCUUCCGAUGUGUCUGCAUGCCUGGCUUUACGGGAUAUCAAUGUGAAAUCGAUAUCGAUGAGUGCCAAUCGAAUCCGUGUCUAAACGACGGCACCUGUCACGAUAAAAUUAACGGCUUUAAGUGCAGCUGCGCCCUGGGCUUUACGGGAUCUCGGUGUCAGAUCAAUAUUGAUGAUUGCCAAUCGCAGCCAUGCCGAAAUCGCGGCAUCUGCCACGAUUCCAUAGCCGGCUACAGCUGCGAAUGUCCACCGGGUUACACUGGAGCUAGUUGCGAGAUAAAUAUCAACGAUUGUGACUCGAAUCCGUGUCAUCGUGGCAAAUGCAUUGACGGCGACAAUAGCUACAAAUGUGUCUGUGAUCCGGGUUAUACGGGCUAUCUCUGUCAAAAGCAGAUCAAUGAGUGCGAAUCGAAUCCCUGUCAAUUUGGUGGUCAUUGUGUAGACCGUUUGGGGAGCUACCUAUGCCAUUGUCUGCCCGGCACAAGCGGCAAGAAUUGUGAGAUCAAUGUGAACGAAUGCCACAGUAAUCCCUGCAAUAAUGGUGCCACCUGUAUCGAUGGCAUCAAUUCGUACAGUUGUCAGUGCGUUCCCGGAUUCACUGGUCAGCACUGCGAGCAGAAUAUCGACGAAUGCGCCUCAAGUCCGUGUGCCAAUGAUGGUGUCUGCAUUGAUUUGGUCAAUGGCUAUAAAUGCGAAUGCCCACGUGGAUUCUAUGAUGCCCGCUGUUUGAGUGAUGUCGAUGAAUGCGCCUCUAAUCCGUGUGUCAAUGAUGGACGCUGCGAGGAUGGCGUCAAUGAUUUCAGUUGCCGUUGUCCACCGGGUUACAAUGGCAAACGAUGCGAACUGGAUAUCGACGAGUGUAGCAGUAAUCCGUGCCAGCAUGGCGGCUCAUGCUUUGAUAAGCUCAAUGCCUUCAGUUGCCAAUGCAUGCCCGGUUAUACGGGUCACAAAUGCGAGACGAAUAUCGAUGAUUGUCUGAGUAAUCCGUGCGGUAAUGGUGGCACCUGCAUCGACAAGGUAAAUGGCUAUAAGUGUGUCUGCAAGGUUCCAUUUACGGGCCGGGACUGUGAGAGCAAACUGGAUCCGUGUGCCAGCAAUCGUUGCCGCAAUGAGGCCAAAUGCACACCAAGUCGCAAUUUCCUUGACUUCUCAUGCACCUGCAAAGUUGGCUACACGGGACGCUAUUGUGACGAGGAUAUCGAUGAAUGUGCCCAGAGUUCACCGUGCCGGAAUGGAGCCAGUUGCCUGAACAUCGCCGGAUCCUACAGAUGUCUCUGCACAAAGGGCUAUGAGGGACGGGACUGCGCCAUCAAUACCGAUGAUUGCGCCUCGUUUCCCUGCCAAAAUGGUGGCACCUGCCUAGACGGGAUUGGCGAUUAUAGCUGCCUGUGCGUCGAUGGUUUCGAUGGCAAACACUGUGAGACGGAUAUCAAUGAGUGCCUGAGCUUGCCCUGCCAAAAUGGAGCCACCUGUCAUCAAUAUGUGAACAGUUAUACAUGCACAUGUCCCCUGGGAUUCAGUGGCAUCGAUUGUCAGACCAAUGACGAGGAUUGCGCGGAGAGAUCGUGUCUCAAUGGCGGCAGUUGCAUCGAUGGCAUUAAUGGCUACAAUUGCAGUUGCCUGGCCGGCUACAGUGGGGCCAAUUGUCAAUAUAAGCUGAACAAAUGUGAUUCCCAGCCAUGUCUCAACGGAGCGACAUGUCAUGAGCAACGUGAUGAGUACACCUGCCAUUGUCCCAGUGGUUUUACUGGAAAACAAUGCUCAGAUUAUGUGGACUGGUGCAGUCAAUCGCCAUGCGAGAAUGGGGCCACCUGUAGCCAGGUGAAGCAUCAAUUCAAUUGCAAGUGUUCGGCGGGAUGGACCGGAAAAUUGUGCGAUGUGCAGACGAUCAGCUGUCAGGAUGCGGCCGAUCGCAAGGGACUGAGCUUGCGGCAAUUGUGCAACAAUGGCACUUGCAAGGAUCACGGCAACAGCCAUGUCUGCUACUGCUCCCAGGGAUAUGCAGGCAGCUAUUGUCAGCAGGAGAUCGAUGAGUGUGCCUCACAGCCGUGCUAUAAUGGCGGCACUUGUCACGAUCUGAUCGGUGCUUACGAGUGCAAGUGUCGCGAUGGCUUCGAGGGCCAGAACUGUGAGAUUAAUAUCGAUGACUGUGCCCCAAAUCUAUGUCAAAAUGGUGGCACCUGCCACGACCUGGUCCUGAACUACAGUUGCAGUUGUCCACCCGGAACACUGGGCAUGCUAUGUGAACUGAAUCAGGAUGACUGUGUGGCUGGGGCAUGCCACAAUAAUGGCAGUUGCAUAGAUCGUGUCGGAGGCUUCGAAUGUAAUUGUCCGCCCGGAUUUGUGGGAGCCCGCUGUGAAGGCGACAUCAAUGAAUGCCUAAGUAAUCCCUGCUCCAAUGCUGGCACCCUGGAUUGCGUGCAAUUGGUUAAUAACUUCCAUUGCAACUGCCGCCCUGGUUAUAUGGGUCGCCACUGUGAGCACAAGGUCGAUUUCUGUGUCCAGUCGCCAUGCGAAAAUGGUGGUCACUGCAGUCCCAAGCAAAUUGGCCAUCACUGCCUUUGCCCAGACGGGUAUUAUGGCAAGAAUUGUGAGUUCAGUGGACAGGAUUGCGAUUCGAAUCCGUGCGAGGCGGGCAAAUGUCAGAUCGAUGACCAGAAUAUGAUUGGCUAUCGGUGUGAGUGUCCACGCGGAACGGCCGGAGAGCGUUGUGAAAUCGAUACCAUGGACGAGUGCCAGCCAAAUCCGUGUCUCCAGGGAGCAGCUUGCGAUAAUCUUCUGGGUGACUACGAGUGCCUGUGCCCGAGCAAAUGGUCCGGUAAACGGUGCGAGACAUAUGACUUAUCCUAUCCUGGCUGGAGUGGAGCGAGUAACAAGUAUUCAAUUGAUUUGGAACAACAACGAGCCAUGUGCACGAAGCGGGGAUGUCCCGAGAAAAUGGGCAACGGCAUUUGCGACAAGGAAUGCAACAGCUAUGCCUGUGAGUUCGAUGGCAAUGACUGCUCGCUGGGCAUCAAUCCGUGGGCUAAUUGCUCCGAUCCGGAUUGUCGGCGAACGUUCAUGGAUGGCCAAUGUAACGAGCAGUGCAACAAUGCCGCCUGCCUCUACGAUGGACGCGACUGUGAGCAGACACUGAAGCGUUGUAACACCAUCUAUGAUGCCUACUGCCAGAGUCACUAUGCCAACGGACUCUGUGACUAUGGCUGCAACAAUGCCGAAUGCAGUUGGGAUGGCCUCGACUGUGAGCAGCAGGACAUAUCCCCACAAUUGGCCGAAGGCGCCAUGUCGAUCAUCAUGCUGAUGGAUAAUAAAGAAUUUGAGGAUCAGAAGGCCAAAUUUCUGAGAGAGAUCAGUUAUGUCUUGCGCACGAAUGUGCAAAUCAAGAAGGAUUCGCGAGGCAAUGAUAUGAUCUUCAUGUGGCGAGGGUCGACACCGAUGCAAAGUGAAAUCCAGGAUACGGAUUUCAUACGCAAACACAAAAUUGUGUCCACCCAGCGGCAGGGACAGACGGGAAUACAGAUUUUCCUGGAAAUUGAUAAUCGCAAGUGCACGGAAUGCUUUAAUCGCGCCGCCGAAGCGGCCGAUUUCUUGGCCGCUACAGCGGCAAUGCGCUCCAUGAAUUUCCCCAUCUACAAGGUGAAUGGUGUACCCAGUCCUGAUGACUAUGAUGGCGGCAUGGAUGGGGCAUCGGCGAAUGUUAAGUAUGUGAUAACCGGGAUUAUUCUGGUGAUCAUUGCGUUGGCCUUUGUCGGCAUGGUGCUGAGUACGCAGCGAAAGCGUGCCCAUGGUGUCACCUGGUUCCCGGAGGGAUUCCGUGCCCCAGCCGCUGGCAUUAUGUCGCGUCGUCGUCGCGAUCCCCAUGGACAGGAGAUGAGAAAUUUGAAUAAACAGCAACAGGGUGUCUUGGCGGGUCAUCAGGGUGUGGGUGGAGGCAUGGUUACAUCCGCUUCGGGUCAUCAUUGGUCCGACGAUGAAUCGGAUAUGCCACAACCGAAGCGACAGCGCAACGAACCCGUCUCUAUGCUGGGCGGUCUGAAUAUGGCUGGGACCAAUGGUGGCUAUACCAGUGAUCACACCAUGGUCAGUGAGUACGAGGAGGCGGAUCAGCGUGUCUGGUCACAGGCUCAUCUGGAUGUUGCCGAUGUGAGAGCCAUUAUGACACCGCCAACACAUCAGGAUGGUGGCAAGCAUGAUGUGGAUGCCCGGGGACCAUGUGGCCUGACGCCUUUGAUGAUUGCCGCUGUUCGUGGCGGUGGCCUGGAUACGGGCGAGGAUAUCGAUACAAACGAUGAUAGCACUGCUCAGGUUAUAUCCGAUCUAUUGGCGCAGGGAGCCGAACUGAAUGCCACCAUGGAUAAGACGGGAGAGACUUCAUUGCAUUUGGCUGCCCGUUAUGCCAGAGCGGAUGCGGCCAAGCGUCUCCUCGAUGCCGGAGCCGAUGCCAAUUGUCAGGAUAAUACUGGAAGAACACCGCUGCAUGCCGCCGUGGCAGCCGAUGCCAUGGGUGUAUUCCAGAUUCUUUUAAGGAAUCGGGCCACCAAUUUGAAUGCUCGCAUGCACGAUGGAACGACCCCACUCAUCCUAGCUGCGCGGUUGGCCAUCGAGGGCAUGGUCGAGGAUCUAAUUACGGCCGAUGCGGACAUUAAUGCGGCCGAUAACUCCGGCAAGACGGCACUUCAUUGGGCAGCGGCAGUCAACAAUACCGAAGCUGUUAACAUUCUCCUUAUGCAUCAUGCCAACCGAGAUGCCCAAGAUGAUAAGGAUGAGACGCCAUUGUUCUUGGCCGCUCGCGAGGGCAGCUACGAGGCGUGCAAAGCUCUGCUGGAUAACUUUGCCAAUCGUGAGAUUACCGAUCAUAUGGAUCGUCUUCCCCGCGACGUGGCCAGUGAGCGGCUGCAUCAUGAUAUUGUACGCCUGCUGGACGAGCAUGUGCCACGUUCACCGCAAAUGCUGAGCAUGACACCGCAAACGAUGAUCGGUUCUCCGCCACCGGGUCAGCAGCCGCAAUUGAUAACCCAACCGACGGUCAUCACCGCCGGCGCCGGCAAUGGGGGCAUUGCUGGCAGCAAGCAGAGCAGUCAAACGGCCAAACAGAAGGCUGCCAAAAAGGCCAAACUCAUCGAGGGUAACAAUAGUCCGGAUAACCUUUUGGAUGCUGCAGCCCUCGUGGGUGCUGUCGGUGCUGGUAGUUUGCGUCGCAAGGCGAGCUCAAAAAAGGCAAAUGCGGCUUCAAAAAAGGCCAUGAACGGCGGUAUAGGCAUGAAUGGGAUGAAUCCUCAGCAGUUGAUGAGCAACAACAACAACAACAACAGCCAGCCAGGAGUACAACAACAGCAGCAGCAACAGCAGCAACAAGUGCAACAGCAGCCACCACCAACAACAACAACAACAACAACAACAAAUGGAACAUCAGGAGGGGGCGGAACGACGACGGGUCCGGAACAAAUGGAUCAAUCACCCACGGGCAAUCUAUCGAGUCCCUACGAUACCAGCUCAAUGUACUCGAAUGCCAUGGCAGCACCGCCGAACAACAAUGGCACCAAACAGCCGCCGAGCUAUGAGGAUUGCAUCAAGAAUGCCCAAUCCCUACAAUCAUUGCCAGUUGGCAAUGGCCUCGACAUGAUUAAGCUGGAGAAUUAUGGCUACUCCAUGGGUUCGCCAUUUCAGCAGGAUAUGCUUAAUGGUCAAGCAGGAAACGGGGGCGUUGGAGGAGGUCUUGGAGGCAUGAACAAUAUCGGUCGCAGCACGAACACCCUAUGCGGCGGUCUGAUCCCCAAUAAUAAUGGCCAUGAACAGGGUCUCAGUCCACCCUACUCGAAUCAAUCGCCACCGCAUUCAGUGCAAAGCAGUUUGGCCCUAUCGCCACAUGCCUAUUUGGGCUCACCAUCGCCGGCCAAAUCGAGACCCAGUUUGCCCACCUCACCGACCCAUAUACAGGCCAUGCGUCAUGCCACACAACAGAAGCAAUUUGGCAGCAAUUUGAACAGUCUUUUGGGUGGCAGCAGCCAGGGACCACAGAGUUCACCCGUCAGUCUGGGCAUUAUAUCGCCCACGGGCAGUGAUAUGGGCAUUAUGUUGGCUCCACCACAAUCCUCCAAGAGCAGUGCAAUAAUGCAAUCGCUAACGCCCCAACAACAACAGCAGCAGCAGCAACAGCAGCAACAACAACAGCAGCAACAGCAGCAACAACAGCAGCAACAGCAACAGCAGCAACAAGCAAUUGGAGGCCUGGAAUUCGGUUCAGCAGGUUUGGACUUGAAUGGAUUUUGUGGAUCUCCGGACUCAUUUCACUCGGGUCAAAUGAAUCCGCCUUCGAUACAAAGUUCAAUGUCCGGCUCAUCACCUUCAACCAAUAUGCUAUCGCCAUCAUCGCAACAUAAUCAACAGGCCUUCUAUCAGUACCUAACGCCACCUAGCCAACAUUCGGGCGGCCAUACGCCACAGCAUUUGGUUCAGACACUGGAUAGCUAUCCAACACCCUCACCCGAAUCGCCCGGUCAUUGGUCAUCCUCAUCGCCGCGUUCGAAUUCAGAUUGGUCAGAGGGUGUACAAUCGCCGGCGGCGAAUAACCUCUAUAUAUCCGGUGGACAUCAGGCCAAUAAGGGAUCUGAGGCCAUUUACAUUUGACCAUAACACACAUACACACACCCCAUACCCACACCCACACCCACACAUCUAACAUUAAAAAUCGAAUAAUAGAAAUAAUAUAAGGAUAACAAUUACUCUAAGGAACAAAUUCUUCAACAGAUCCAUAGAGACGAUAGAUAAAGUUAUGGCUACAACUAGAACGGAUGGGCGGGCUAUAUACAUAUACCAUGCACAUACACCAUACUAUAUAAUAAUAUAUAUAGGGAGGCGUGUGGCUCUUAAAGAGUCCAGAGCAAUCAAUAAUAUAUUAUCGAAUCGAACAUUUUUAUUCGCUCGCGUGUCUCAUUAUUUUUUUUUUUUUGGAUAGGCCUUAAGCUUUAAUUUAAAGAUUUCAAACGUAAUAAUUUUAGUAAUUUAAAUUAUUUUUAAUUAUGCUAUUUUUUUACAACUUUUUUUUUCAAACAUUGUUGUACAGUGCGCCUUGAAAUCAUAUGAUCUAGAUUGUAUACUUAUACAGACAUAUACAUAUAUAGAUAUAUAUAUAUAUGAACAUAUAUAUAGAACUGAGAAGACAUUCGAUUUGGUCGAUCGAAAUGUCAUCGUAUCUUCCAGUAAAUGAAACGAAAACUUACACAUUUAGCGCAAAUUAUCAAUAACUUAUCGUUAAUAAAAAUUUAGGAAUAAUUCCCAGCCCUUUUCCCCCUUCCCUUACAUUUUACUUUCUCCAAGUAUAAGCAUAUAGAAUAUAGAAACAACAUCAAACAUAGAAUAAGCAUACAUAUAUGUGUAGUAUAUAGUACAAGCAUAACGAGCACAUGCUUGUGUUUCAUUGACUUAAGUUAGCAGCUUAACUUAAGCGCAAAACAAAAAAAAAGACAAAAAAACGUUUUUACUACUAUUAAGUUUUAUAAAUUUUAUUAUAUGACCAAUCAAUUUUGAAGUUAAUUAGUUUCAAAACUAAAGUGCUUAUAAACAACCACAAUUCCAAUAAAAAAAGUGUUAGCUCUAUACAUAUACACGAAUUAUAUAUACAAGUAAA